This is a messenger RNA of Vigna umbellata (rice bean), 1545 nucleotides long. RefSeq names its product fructose-bisphosphate aldolase 3, chloroplastic. Lineage: Eukaryota; Viridiplantae; Streptophyta; Magnoliopsida; Fabales; Fabaceae. Gene Ontology annotation, molecular function: fructose-bisphosphate aldolase activity. Gene Ontology annotation, biological process: glycolytic process. The record is from RefSeq and is a predicted model, not a curated record.
AUUGCCGCUUGAGAAGUGUCUCACAUCACCUACCGCGGAGUGACCAAGAAAACCAAACCGAAUCAAACCAAACACUUCAUUUCUUUUUCACGGUUUUCUCUUUCCCUAUAAAACCUUCAGAUCACAUCACAGCACAAUCUUCACUGGACUUUGCAACAAUCCAUUUUUUCACUCUUAACUUCCAUGGCUAUGGCUUCUGCAAAGCUCAAUACUUUGUCUUCACAGUGGAUCGCCCACAGCACCUUUUCUCCACGCCGGGGAUCUUCUCCUCGCCGGGUCUCUCUCCCGAUCCGCGCCUCUUCUUACCAACACGAACUCGUCCAAACUGCUAAAUCUAUUGCAACUCCUGGGCGUGGGAUUCUUGCAAUUGAUGAAUCAAAUGCAACAUGCGGGAAGCGUUUAGCAUCCAUUGGUUUAGACAAUACUGAGGUGAAUCGCCAGGCUUACAGGCAACUUCUGCUUACCACACCUGGCCUUGGAGAGUAUAUUUCUGGUGCCAUUCUUUUUGAAGAAACCCUUUACCAGUCAACCACUGAUGGAAAGAAAUUUGUGGAUUGCCUUCGUGAUCAGAACAUUGUUCCUGGCAUCAAAGUUGAUAAGGGUCUGGUCCCCCUGCCGGGUUCAAACAAUGAAUCAUGGUGCCAAGGGUUGGAUGGAUUGGCUUCUAGGUCUGCUGAAUACUACAAGCAAGGUGCUCGAUUUGCCAAGUGGAGGACAGUUGUUAGCAUUCCAUGUGGUCCUUCUGCAUUAGCUGUUAAGGAAGCAGCAUGGGGACUUGCACGUUAUGCCGCUAUCUCUCAGGAACAAUGGCCUUGGCCAAUUGUGGAGCCUGAAAUUCUUGGACGAGACCAUCAAUGAAGGACGUUGGAAGUUGCCGAGAAAGUCUGGUCUGAAGUCUUCUUCUACUUGGCUGAAAACAAUGUCAUGUUUGAGGGAAUUCUCAAACCUAGCAUGGUUACACCUGGGGCUGGACAUAAGGAAAAGGCUUCUCCGGAAACCGUUGCCAAAUAUACUCUAACCUUGCUUAGAAGAAGAGUUCCUCCAGCAGUACCCGGAAUCAUGUUUUUGUCGGGUGGACAAUCUGAAGUGGAAGCGACACUUAAUCUAAAUGCAAUGAACCAAAGCCCCAACCCAUGGCAUGUUUCUUUCUCGUAUGCUCGAGCUCUUCAGAACACCGUGCUAAAGACGUGGAAAGGACACCCUGAGAAUGUGGAAGCUGCUCAAAAGUCUCUUUUGGUGCGCGCAAAAGCAAACUCCUUGGCUCAACUUGGAAGAUAUUCUGCGGAGGGUGAGAGUGAAGAGGCAAAGAAGGGAAUGUUUGUCAAGGGCUAUGUCUACUAAUUUCUUUAGCUUUUUAUCAUUCCUUCUUUGCAGUGAUCGUGAAGGGACUUAGAUGUGUUUAGUUUUUUUUUCUACGUCUAGCAUGAGUCUGAAUAAAUUGAAGCUAGAAAAAAGGUUUUCUUGGUAAAAUGAAUGGGUAUUAGUAAAAAACCUAAAAAACCCAGACGAGGGAAAAAGAACAGUUUAUUACUUGGUUAUUGUUUA